Messenger RNA from Macadamia integrifolia, 4716 nucleotides. Its product is annotated as phytochrome C. The coding region runs from base 954 to 4328 and encodes 1124 amino acids. Gene Ontology annotation, biological process: regulation of DNA-templated transcription; red, far-red light phototransduction; detection of visible light. The record is from RefSeq and is a predicted model, not a curated record. Lineage: Eukaryota; Viridiplantae; Streptophyta; Magnoliopsida; Proteales; Proteaceae. Gene Ontology annotation, molecular function: protein homodimerization activity; photoreceptor activity; phosphorelay sensor kinase activity. The transcript has 5 exons.
CAUCGUCAACUAACCAGAUCAAAAACUUCUUCCAGUGACAUGAUACACGACUGAUGAGAGACGAUACAGGGGAGGAGAGAGACUGUUUCAAAUUUUCAAUGGCAAUCUGAAGCGUUGAGCCCGAGGAGCUUCUCCUGUUUUCUUCUCUAAUAGUGGACAUGGUUAAUUAGGAUAAGGAUGAAAAAAUAUUUUUAGUUGGUAAUUUUACAGACAAAAUAGAUAAGUGGGCUCACUUGUUCUGCACGAUGUGAUAAUUCUAACUCUGGUCUAAGACUCUAAAUAACUACCAUGUCAAAUUUCAGCUUAAGUCUUAAGAUCCAAUAAUUAUAUAUGUCCAAAGCUUCUUUCAUAGUUCUGUGCACAUCUGGGUACUUUGAAUCUCUAUGGAUCAUGGGUAAAUUCAAGACAAAAUUAUUUUUAUUAUUAUUAUAAAUUAUGAUGACGGAAAAUCCAAGCAAGUGAAGCUGAUUUCUUCUUCUUGAGAGAAAAACAAAAACAAAAUUGAUUUGCGGCUUUUGCUGUUUAGAUGGGUGAGCGAUGAACUGCAGAAAUCAGCUCGGAUUCACGUGUUGCUGACCCAUUUUUCCUGCAGAAUUGCAAUCCAGGAUAUUUCUUAGAAAUUAAGGAAGAAAACCCUCUUUGGAUGUGUUCUGGGAGAACCCAAUCUCUGUGCACCCAACUUCAUGGGUUUUGGAUGAGAUCCCACUCAUGGGCCGCCUUGAAUUUUAUCAGCUUGGAUCCUUGUGAAGGAGUGAACUGAACUGAACUGAACUUAUUUAAGUUCUGGAUUUGAUUUUGGUUUUGAGAUUUCUGGUAGUUUAGCACACUUGGGUUUGGUUUCUUAUUUAAUGUUGAAGGCUGUAAAUUUUGGUCCGAGUAGAGUGCUUACAUGGGUAAGUGUAGUUGAAGAAGCGAGUUGAAGAGCAAGAAUUAAAGAAGACGAAGAGGAUGAGAUGUCGUCCAAGUCGAACAGAACAAAUUGUUCCAGGAGCAGCUCUGCUCGAUCAAAACACAGUGCUCGUGUUGUUGCUCAGACAUCCGUUGAUGCUAAGCUUCAUGAAGAAUUUGAAGAGUCUGAACAGUUCAAUUAUUCCACUUCCAUUGACCUCAACAUCUCAGCCGCUGACAACAAUGCCCCCUCUUCUUCCGUUUCAGUUUACCUUCAACGGAUGCAGAGGGGGAAGCUCAUCCAACCCUUUGGUUGUAUGAUUGCCGUGGAAGAACAGAGUUUUGCAGUAAUUGCCUACAGUGAGAAUGCUCCUGAGAUGUUGGACCUGGCCCCUCAUGCAGUCCCCAGCAUUGAACAAAAGGAAGCUCUCACAAUCGGCACUGAUGCUCGAACCCUCUUCCGCUCCUCAAGUGCUGCGGCCUUGCAGAAAGCCACCAAUUUUGGGGAUGUUAAUCUCCUCAAUCCGAUAUUGGUACACUGUCGGAACUCUGGUAAGCCCUUCUAUGCAAUUUUGCACCGGAUUGAUGUUGGGUUGGUUAUAGAUUUGGAGCCAGUGAAUCCUGCUGAUGUCCCAGUCACUGCUGCUGGGGCAUUGAAAUCGUAUAAGCUUGCAGCCAAAUCCAUAUCCAGAUUGCAAUCUUUGCCGAGUGGGAAUAUCUCACUAUUAUGUGAUGUACUAGUUCAUGAAGUCAGUGACCUUACAGGUUACGAUAGAAUAAUGGUAUAUAAGUUUCAUGAAGAUGAACAUGGUGAAGUGAUUGCUGAGUGCUGUAAACCUGAUUUGGAGCCUUAUCUUGGCUUACAUUACCCAGCUACUGAUAUACCACAGGCUUCAAGGUUUCUCUUCAUGAAGAACAAGGUUAGAAUGAUCUGUGACUGUUUGGCGCCAUCGGUGGAAGUGAUUCAAGACAAGAGAUUGCCACAGCCAUUGAGUCUUGGUGGAUCCACGCUGAGAGCUCCCCAUGGGUGCCAUGCGCAGUACAUGGCAAAUAUGGGCUCUAUCGCAUCCCUUGUAGUGUCUGUUACAAUCAACGAAGAUGAUGAUGAUGAUGAGAUUGUGAGUGAUCAGAAAAUGAGUAAGAAGCUUUGGGGUUUGGUAGUUUGCCAUCAUACAAGCCCUAGAUUUGUCCCAUUCCCUCUGAGGUACGCCUGUGAGUUUUUGAUACAAGUGUUUGGUAUACAACUUAACAAGGAAGUGGAAUUGGCGGCUCAACAAAGGGAGAAGCAUAUUCUGCAGACUCAAACUAUGCUUUGUGACAUGCUCCUUAGGGAUGCUCCUGUGGGGAUUGUUACCAAAUCACCUAAUGUGAUGGACCUUGUUAAGUGCGAUGGAGCUGCACUCUUUUACAGGAACAAAUUUUGGUUGCUUGGCAUCACGCCUACAGAGGGACAAAUAAAAGAUAUAGCUGGAUGGCUUCUUGAUCGCCAUGAUCAGAGUACAGGUUUGAGUACAGAUAGCCUUAUGGAAGCUGGCUACCCAGGUGCUUCAAUUCUUGGAGAUGCGGUUUGUGGAAUGGCCGCCAUCAAGAUUACUUCAAAGGAUUUCCUCUUUUGGUUCCGUUCACAUACGGCAAAAGAGAUCAAGUGGGGUGGUGCAAAACAUGACCCAGUCAUUAAGGAUGAUGGCAGGAAAAUGCACCCUAGAUCAUCAUUCAAGGCUUUCUUGGAAGUAGUAAAAAGGCGGAGCUUACCAUGGGAAGACGUUGAGAUGGAUGCCAUCCACUCCUUACAGCUUAUAAUGAGAGGAUCCUUGCAAGAUGAUAAUGAGAAGGACUCCAAGACAAUUGUUGAUGCAACUUCAGUUGAUGCAAGGAUCCAGAGAGUGGAUGAACUGCAUCUUGUCACUAGUGAGAUGGUUCGUCUUAUUGAGACAGCUUCCGUCCCUAUUUUGGCAGUUGAUGCUUUCAGUAAUAUAAAUGGAUGGAAUACGAAAGUGUCCGAGUUAACAGGAUUGUCUGUGCAGCAAGCAAUUGGAGUCCCUUUAACUGACAUUGUCAUUGAUGAUUCAGUUGAAGAGGUGAAAAGCAUGCUCCGCUCGGCUUUGCAAGGCAAUGAGGAGAAAAACAUUGAGAUCAAACUUAAAACAUUUGGUUCCGAGGAGGGGAAAGGGCCUAUAAUCCUGGUUGGUAAUGCUUGUUGUAAUCGGGACAUGCAAGAAAAUGUGGUAGGAGUUUGCUUCAUUGGGCAAGAUGUAACAGGGCAAAAGAUGGUAAUGGACAAAUACACCCGUAUCCAAGGCGAUUACAUUUCAAUUGUGCGAAGUCCUUCUGCGCUUAUUCCUCCAAUUUUUAUGAUAGAUGAAUUUGGUUGCUGCCUUGAGUGGAAUGAUGCAAUGCAGAAAUUGUCUGGUCUGAAGAGGGAAGAAACCAUCAAUAGGAUGCUUCUUGGGGAGGUGUUCACUGUUCAUAACUUUGGUUGUCGAGUUAAAGAUCAAGACACAUUGACCAAGCUUAGGAUAUUACUGAAUGGUGUAAUUGCAGGCCAGGAUGCUGGUAAAUUGCUAUUUGGGUUCUUUGACCACCGUGGUAAAUAUGUGGAAGCCUUACUUUCUGCAAACAAGAGGAUAGAUGCAGAAGGUAAGAUCACUGGGGCGCUCUGCUUUUUACAUGUUCCUAGCCCAGAACUUCAACAUGCUUUGAAAGUGCAAAAAUUAUCAGAAGAGGCUGCAAAGAAUAGCCUCAUGGAGUUGGCAUAUAUUCGUCAGGAAAUCAAGAACCCACUUCAAGGGAUCAUUUUUACACACAAUCUGAUGGGAGCUUCUGAUUUGAGCGAAGAGCAGAAGCAACAUUUGAGGAGGACUGCUCUUUGUCAUGAACAAUUAGCCAAGAUAGUUGACGACACCGAUUUGGAAAAUAUUGAAGAGUGCUAUCUGGAAUUGAAUGCUGUCGAAUUCAACCUCGGGGAAACUCUGGAGGUGGUCAUAACACAAGCUAUGAUUUUGAGCGGGGAGAGACAGGUGGACCUCAUCCCUGAGUCACCAAGAGAAGUGUCCUCUAUGUUCUUGUAUGGUGACAACUUGAGACUUCAGCAGGUCCUGUCUGAUUUCUUGACAAAUGCACUCCUCUUCACACCUGCAUUUGAAGGAUCAUCGGUUGUGCUCAGGGUCAUCCCUAGAGCGGAGCGUAUAGGGACUGCGAUACACAUUGUUCAUGUUGAAUUUCGGAUAACGCAUCCAGCACCUGGGAUCUCAGAAGCUUUGAUUCAAGAGAUGUUCCACCACGGCCAGGGUUUCUCAAAGGAAGGUCUUGGCCUGUACAUCAGUCAGAAACUUGUGAAGAUUAUGAAUGGUACUGUACAGUAUCUUAGGGAGGCAGAGAGGUCAUCUUUCAUCAUUCUCAUUGAAUUCCCAUUGGUUCGUCGCAGUGUGGAGUCUAGGUGACCUAAACUUUCCAGGAGAAUUGGAAUGACAAACUGUUUCUGCACCACGACCUUCAUAUGGCCUGAACUGAUGGUGCAUCAAAUUAGGCUUUUGAGAAAUUGGGGCCACAGCUCAUCACAAAACCAGGGCUGUUUGGGCUGACAAAGACAAGGAGGAACUUGGCUGAAGUGUUGUGGAAUGAGAAUGACUUCUGUAAUACUUUUUGUAAAUUGGGCAUCCAAAGCAGGCGGGAAUUUAUGAAGCAAGAUACUAUCAACUAUUUUUCUUACUUUAUUGCAAUGUGUUCUAAGCCUUCUUGGAGUUAUUGCCUGAUGAAGAGUACCCCAUGGAAUUUUUAAGUGUCACAGAAGCACCACAUUAAAUACACUUUGCUAUGGUUCAACUCCAA